AUUUCUUUCGAGUGAUCGCCACGGUCGGAGUGACAACGUAUUUCACGAGCGCCGAGCUUAUAAUUUUUACUUGUGGAAUUUAUACAAAUAAAAUUUUAUGCAAACGUUCUUCAGUUGCAAAGUGAAUUGAGUGAUAUUUCAACUAUGGUGACAGGCCUGAGGCGUUGAAGGAGCGAACGCCACGAAUGAAAAUAUGGCUGGCAUUUUAGCAUCUGUUGUCAACACAGAAUACCGUGUAUUAUGCAAGUUGGAGUAAAAUGUGAACGAGUGUUAGCUAAUAAGAAUAUGACGGUUGUAAUAUAAUGCAGUGGCUGCACAAAAUAUUGGCGCUGGCAGUAAUUUGCGCAGCAGGGCGGGCGGAGCGGUGCCCCUCCACCUGCGUCUGCACAAGCACCAGGUUGGAGUGCUCCCAACGCACCCUGCCCAACAACAACCUCACCAGGGCAAUCAUCGGCCUGGACAACAACACCACAACAUUCAUUUGGACCUACUCGAAAAUCAGUUCCAUAGAAAAGAAUUUAUUCAGCCACUUUAGGCACUUGGAGAGUAUUGAUCUGAGCGGAAACGAAAUCAAGACUACUAAAGAUGAUCCGUUUGAUAGACUGACCCAGCUUGUACAUUUAAACAUAUCCAGAAAUGCAAUUGUAGAUCUACCGAGAGUCACAUUUGUGUCUCUGAGAAAUCUGAUAGUUCUCGAUGUCUCUCAUAAUUUACUUACAGUAAUCCCCUUCCAAUUGUUUAGACAAAUGAGUAAACUAGAGUACUUGGAUUUAUCACAUAAUAGUAUAGCUACAUUCAUAGACUACUACUUUAAUCCUAAUAGACAAUUAAAAUCACUGUUCCUAAAUAAUAAUAAACUAGUCAAAAUUACAUCUAAUGCUCUAGUCAAUUUAACAGAAUUGCAAACAUUGGAUUUAUCUCACAACAGUUUAGACUAUAUUCCAAAAGGUAUAUUUGACAUCUUUGAAAAGUUAGAAAUGUUAAAUCUGGGCUACAGCAAUUUUCGAAACAUAUCACAAGAUGCUUUUAAGAAUCUUAAAAAUUUAAAUGUGUUAAACAUGGGUGGCAACAAGCUUGUAAGGCUGCCGUCAAUGCUUUUCAUGCAUACCGAGAACCUGCGAACACUCUACCUUGAACACACAGAAAUAACUGUUAUAGAGAAUACAAAUUUCAAAGGAUUACACAAUCUUCAAAUACUGUACCUGAGGAAUAACACUCAUCUUCGUGAUAUAGAACCUUUCGUAUUUGAAGACACACCCGCGAUAGUGCACCUAGAUAUCAGUGCAAACGCCCUCACUAUCUUACCAAGUUCUCUUGAAUCAUUGCACAAAUUACAAGAGCUGAAUAUAGUGAACAACGAGUGGGAUUGCGAUUGUCGAAUGACGUGGUUUGCCACUUGGCUGCUGAAGAGCAACGUAACUGUAAAGUCUGAACUAAGCUGUGGAAAGGGCUAUCCGAACGAUAUGUUACUUACUUUAAAUCACACAGCAAAGUAUUGCACCGAGCCUAGAGUGGUAUUUAAGACUCCACUGACCCUGAGGCGGCUGCAGACUGAUGUGUUACUAGAAUGCAGUUUCGAAGGCAACCCUCCGCCUUCUAUAACUUGGAUCACGCCUAUAAGAGCGGUGUAUCAUUGGAAUCCAGAGCAGUCGAAACCUGAUAUAUUCCACAAACACGGAGUGGCUCACGACGAGUAUUACAAUCAUAUCGACAAUUCAAAGUCAAGAGUGAGAGUGCUUGAAAAUGGAUCAUUAUUUGUAGGAGAUAUUCACAGAGAAGAUAGCGGUGUUUAUUUUUGCAUCGCGACCAACCCGUCAGCCAAUUUGACCGAACAGGUCGUGUUGAACAUAGACCCGAUUACAAUGUACGAAAUAAAAAUCUAUAGCUUAAUAUUCGGAGCGCUAUGCGCCGCCGCUUUCUUGGCAUUAACAUUACUGGUGCAAGCUUUACGAUACAUAUUCCAUAGAUUCCGUCUUAUGGAAACGUGCUGCAGCUGCUGCACUUGCGUGAGCCGCGACGCGCCACGUUCGCGACAGAUAUAUAAUAUGUUAGAUAACAUUGAACAAUAUAAAAGGCAACAACUUGAUAAACUUCGAGAAAACUAUGCAGUUCAAGUGCACCGGAUCAAAGAGAAUUGCACGCAACAGAUGGAUUGGAUCCAAAACAGUUACUCGACACAAGCCAGCCAUCUACGUAACAUAAGGGAUAUAGGAUCUAAUCAUUUGUCUUCCAUGAAAGAUAAUUAUUAUGACCAGGUGAAACGCGUCCGAGACUACUCCACAGCGCAGCUCAACUGGGUGCGAGAGAACUACGUGUUCCAAAGGAACAAGAUACGGAAGUUCAGCGCCCAUCAAAUCUUGAGGCUCCGCGAGUCGUACAAGUACCAGCAGCAGACUCUAAACAAGGUGCUAGAGAAUCUCCCGAGCCUGUACUUCGAGAACUGCCGGAGCGGGUCGUGCGGCCGCAGCGACUCGACCGCCUUCGACCCCGACGUCGAGGUGGUGGACAUGUACCUGAAGUCGAAGAUCGAGAUGCUGGCGCACCUGCCGCACCCCGUGUUCGACGAGGAGAGCAAGAUGUCCGUGUACUACACGCCGACGGAGCGGUCGCUGACGUCGCGGCGGAACUCGCCGGUGCCGCUGCCGGAGGGGAUCCACAUCAACAUGAUCGAGCGCGGGCCGCCGCCCGUGCCGGACGGGCUCCGGCUGCAGCUGCUCGAGCGCGCGCCGCCGCUGCUGCCCGACGGGAUCCACAUCAACGUGAUCGAGCGCGAGCCGCCGCCGCCCGAGGGCAUCCACAUCGACGUGACGGAGCCGGGCCCGUCGCGCGGCCGGCGCCGCGGCGAGGCGGGCCCGGGCUGGCCGGCCAGCGAGCCGCUGCUGGGCCGCGAGUCGCGGCGGCGCCUGCCCGCGUCGGCGUCGUCGCCCGAGCUGGAGCGCGAGCGCCUGCACGCGGCGGCGCGCGUGCUGCUGGCCGUGGAGCUGGCCCAGCCGCCGUCGUAGUACCGGCUGCGGCCGCGCGUCUUCGAGGUGUACGCCGCGCCGCGCCGCCGGCGCCCGCCGCCCGCCUUCGUCUAGGCCGGCCACUCCCGACCACUCCCGGCCACUCCCGGCCACUCCCGGCACGACACGCGGACACGCGGACUUCAAGUGAGCUGUGAUAGUCUAGAUUCCUUCGCGCCGUCUCUAGUGUAGGUUUAAGCGGUACACCGGGGCGAUCGCGCCGAUCGCCGUAGUGAAUUAGUGCGGUUAAGAGUUCUGUGGGUGUCGUUCUCUGUAAAUAAUGUCCGAUUCGUUUCAAUCGUUUUCCAUUUUGAUGUAUUUUUAGGGUAAACCGUUAGAACAUUACGCAUUUUGUAUCGGUCGAAUAGACGUAGAGUAAGGUGAGGCGUGAGGAAGUUGUUACUGUUUGUUGUAAUUGUUGCGAGGUUCUGGUGCGUGGUGUAUCCGCGGGGCCGGGCGAAGCUCCCGUUUCACGCGUCUGUCCUCUAGUUGAUCUCAGUCCUCCCCUUCCGACGUACCCGAGCGGUCGUAGACGUUCCCCGCGUUGUUCUCUAGCUCUUGAAUAUAAUUAAAUUUUAACGUAAUAGAUCGUACCUUCUAUCUCGUUAGCGAUAUUAUAUUACAUUACAUUAUGUGAAUGCAGAUCGUAACGAAAUGAGUCUUGCAGUGAUAUGCCAAAUACUACAAUCCAGCAAUGAUUAUUAUAUGACGUUUCUUAAUAUAAAGUAUACAAAUAUUGUUGAACUUUUUCUAAAUAUAUAAUAUAACAAGAGUAAACGGCUAAUC
Messenger RNA from Hyposmocoma kahamanoa, 3788 nucleotides. RefSeq names its product leucine-rich repeat and immunoglobulin-like domain-containing nogo receptor-interacting protein 3. Gene Ontology annotation, molecular function: protein binding. The record is from RefSeq and is a predicted model, not a curated record. The transcript has 5 exons. Bases 303 to 3002 code for a protein of 899 amino acids. Lineage: Eukaryota; Metazoa; Arthropoda; Insecta; Lepidoptera; Cosmopterigidae.